AUGCAGUUCGAGUCGGAAUUCCGGUUCGACAUGGACGACAGCUUCAGCCUGUGCAGCCAGUCUAUGUCCUGCCCUUCCACCACAACAAGCUUUUCUUCCGCCUCAUCAGCUUACGACCCUUUCACCCCUACAUCCCGACGGUCAACUCCUCAUGAAUUCGGCAACAUGGACUUUGAUGGUCCUUACAGCUCUGCCUCUCAUCGGGCAGAGCUGACCCCUCCCUCAUCAGCGAUGGGCAAGUACAUGUUCCAUCCCAUCAAGACUGAGCAGGAACAUAUGCCAUACUCCGACACUCUUCCCAACACUCCCAUGAAGCGAGAAUCUCUCGGCUUCGAGUAUGAGCAUAUCAUGGACAUGAACAUGGCACACCACGGGUCAAUGGGAUCUUUAACACCUUCAAACUCAUUCGGCAUGUAUGGGUACUCCCCAGAUGCUUCUAUGGGACCUGCUUCCUUCAUGAUGACACCAACUCAGAGCAUUUCCGGCUCCGAGGCUGCUGAGACUGGCUCAUCAUGGUCUUGUGCCAACGACAGCCCCAUCUCAUUUUUCCCCAACAAGCAGCUCUCAAGUGAAUAUGAGAGUUUCGAUAUGGAUCGACACUCUCAGUCACCUUUAAGUUACCUGCACGACCCCAACUCACCUAACCGCAUGCGAGCUCAGAGAAAAAUGAUGGUGCACGAAAUUCAGCAAAAGACCACAGAACUUCAACGAGCUCAGAUUAGAUCAUCAAGGAAGCGGUCCAUUAAGCCCGAUCCUUCACAGGUUGACGUGGUCCGAAGAGCCAUGUGCAAGUGUGAUUACCCAGGUUGCCAUAAGGCUUUCAGACGAAACGAGCAUCUUAAGCGCCACAAGCAAACUUUUCACGGCGAGGGACCUAAUCGCUUCUCAUGCGAGUUUUGCGGAAAGGACCAAUUCAAUCGACAAGACAACCUUAACAACCACCGCAAGCUGCAUGCACGACCCAACAGCCGCAACCGCGGUGUCGAGUUCAUCCCUGCUGCAGUCCCAGUUAUCGAGCAGGAGGAGCGAAGCAGGAAGCGACGUGCACCUUCAAAAUCCAAGAUCGUUGAUAAGCGGGGAUCGGAGUAUUGA
Fusarium sp. VM40 is the source of this 1092-nucleotide messenger RNA. Lineage: Eukaryota; Fungi; Ascomycota; Sordariomycetes; Hypocreales; Nectriaceae. The record is from the annotation of a GenBank genome assembly.